Messenger RNA from Clunio marinus, 1173 nucleotides. The record is from the annotation of a GenBank genome assembly. NCBI's taxonomy places the organism in Eukaryota, Metazoa, Arthropoda, Insecta, Diptera, Chironomidae.
UGAAAAAUCUUUAAGCUCGUAGUGUAAAGCUUUCAUUGAAGCUACUAAGACGUGAAGAACGCGGUGGUGAAACCUUGCAAGUUGACAAUUCAUAAAAAAGAAGGCGACGAAAUAAAAUAUCAUUUACGUUCAGUGACUUGAUAAACUUCAUUCAGUGCAAGUGUUCAUAACUUUUAAUAUUUCUCAAUCUAAACAUUCAAGAUAUUAAAUAAAAAUAAAUUCUUAAAAUGAUUCCACGUUGUACUUUUGUGCUUUCCUUGUUCUUUGUGACGAUAUUUGCUCAACAAUUUCCAUUCCAACCUGAUGGAAAUCCAAAAGGAGUUUGCACAAUUAACGGAAAAGUUUAUUAUGGAAUCGAUUGUUGGUGUUACAGCAGUGAAAUUGGAACUGCAAUGAUCACAAUAACUUUCAUCACAUUGCUAGUGUUCUUUUUCAUCAGUGGAUGCAUUUGGGCUUGUCUUUUCUCAUGUUGCAAAUGUCUAGGCAUUGGAAGGAAAGACGAUGAUGGAUUUGAUGGUGUUUCAAGUCUCCGCGCAUCGAUGCGAUCGAUGAGACGGCGUGACCCCGACACCCCAAUAUAGUUUAAUCAACACUUCCGAUGAAACUUUCAUCACAACCUCAGAAUGUUCAUUUUACAAAUUCGUUUCCUUUGUGGCGAAACUUAGUGUUAAUUACAUUAUCAUUUUUAUCUUAAGUUUUCUUGACUGUUUGUUUAGAAAAUCAGAAAAUCUCCUUCAUGUAUUAGCUUCACUCACACAGCAUACAAACGUAGAUAAAAAGAACAAUUUUGUCAAUAGUUAGUUUAACACUAUUUUUAUAUUUUUAAAAUACUUAGAUAUGUUUGUUUUCUUCGAAGAAGGUGAGAAAAAUUAUUGCUUAACUUUAAGUUACGUGCCACACUCCUAUAUGUGAACAAGAAAACUCUUUGACGAAAUGAUAAUCUCGUCAUCUGAUGUUGUUCAUGUUAAGAUAUUUAGAUAUCUAAGAUAGGUUUUUAAAAUAAGAUCAUUAUGACAAAGACAUCGAUAUCAGUUUAAGUAUUAACAAGUCAUCAUUCCCAAGGAAGGAAUCACUUGUCGCUUUGUAUUAAUUAAAAGUUAAGUUUAACACAAAUCUUUGUAUGAAAAAUUUUAUAAAAUGAAUAAACUAAUUUGGUAAACUUUAAGAAGUAUA